UAUCACUACCACUCACACACCUUCGCUCUCUGUUUCCUCUGCUCCUGUAACAUACCACGCCCAUAGGACCACUGUCAGAGCAGUUCAUCAGCUUCCAAACGUCUCAAAGUCGUCUCUUAGCCGCCAUGGCGGAGCUCAACAGCACAAAGCUUAACGCAGAGUCGCAUCUGCUGCUUGACCAACCCCUCCUGCGCAUGCCCUACGAGCUCUCACGACGUAACUUCAAGAACGCCCAACGCCUAAUCGAACACUCCACAACCUCUCUCACAUCCACCCUUUCCUCGACCACAAAGAGCGCCUCCAAAACCGCGGACCCCACACAAACCCUCGAGUCCCUCGAUGCCAUGAUAUCGAAGAUGCAAGGUCUGAAGCGCAAGCUAUCAACGCUACAAGAGGAAGAGGCGCGACUACACAAAGCCGCCAAAGCGCGACUACAACACCUGCAAGACCUACACGAUGUUCAGAGCCUAGUAGACGUCAAAUACGACGAAUGGUCUCGCGUCCGUCUAUCGCGGCUACUGGUCGACUACCUCCUGCGCGAAGGCUACGCCUCCAGCGCCGCCUGCCUCGCGCAGUCCAAAGGCAUCGAAGACCUCGUCGACGUCGACGCCUUCAUAUCAUGUCACAAGAUCGAGCGCAGUCUACGCGAGGGAAUGAGCACGGCGCUGGCGCUCGAGUGGUGCAAGGAGCACGGCAAGGAGCUUAAGAAGGGAGGGAGUAUGCUGGAGUUUGAGCUCAGGCUGCAGCAAUAUAUUGAGAUGGUUAGGCAGGGGCAUGAGAGCGGGGUGUCGGGUAUGGAAGGCGAGUUUGGCAGGGAGGGGGUUAGUGUUGGGGGUGGAGGUGGGGAGCAGAAGUUGGUUGAGGCGAGGGCACAUGCGAAGAAGUAUUUGAGUGCGAGUGGAGAUUUUGAGUUGCUGGGGAGGGCGGCGGGGUUGUUGGCUUACAGGCCGUGGGAUGAGGUGGAGCCUUAUGCUUCUCUCUACUCCCCCUCCCGCUGGUCCCACCUAGCCUCCCUCUUCCUCACAACCCACCACAACCUGUACUCCCUCCCGCCCCGCCCUCUUCUCCACAUCGCCCUCUCCGCCGGCCUGUCCGCGCUCAAAACACCGGCCUGCCACUCCGCAUACACAUCGUCCUCUGCAAAUGCCUCCUCAUCCACCACAACCGUCUGUCCGAUCUGCAGCACCGAGCUCAACGAGCUGGCUCGCAACGUGCCAUAUGCACACCACACGAAGAGCAUCGUGGAGAACGACCCGGUGGUGCUGCCGAAUGGCCGGGUCUAUGGAAGUGAGCGGCUGAGGCUGUUUAAUGAGAAGGUCGGGACGGAGAAGGGGUGGGUGCGGGAUCCGGUUGCGGGGAAGACGGACGAGUUGUGGAAGGAGAGCGAGGUGCGCCGGGUGUUCGUUCUGUGAGUAUCAAUUUCUGGGUAUCUUUUGCGUGGCAUAGCGCGGCGUUUGGGUAUCAUAUCUGUGGUCUGUCACCACUCGGCUUCACGAGCAUCCCACCUCUUCUUCCAAUGAAAGCGAG
Messenger RNA from Macroventuria anomochaeta, 1527 nucleotides. Its product is annotated as protein FYV10. Gene Ontology annotation, biological process: proteasome-mediated ubiquitin-dependent protein catabolic process. The transcript is spliced from 3 exons. The record is from RefSeq and is a predicted model, not a curated record. The coding region runs from base 126 to 1412 and encodes 428 amino acids. NCBI's taxonomy places the organism in Eukaryota, Fungi, Ascomycota, Dothideomycetes, Pleosporales, Didymellaceae. Gene Ontology annotation, molecular function: ubiquitin protein ligase activity; protein binding. Gene Ontology annotation, cellular component: cytoplasm; GID complex; nucleus.